AUGCCGCGCGCGUUCGCCCGCGUCGUCCUCGCGCGCGCGCUCGCCGCCGCGCGCGCCCCCGUCGCGCACGCCGCGCGUCGUCUCGCCGUCGCGCGUCCGCCCUGCGCCGCGAAAUCCACCGCCGCCGCCGCCGCGUCCGACCGCGGCGACGUUCGCGUCGGCGACGAAGUCUCCGUGGAGUGCGUCGAUUUCGCCACGUCGGGCGAGGGCGUGUGCAAGCUCGCGAAUGGGAUGGUUUUGCUCUGCGACGGCGCGACGCCCGGAGAGGUGGUGCGCGCGCGGGUGACGAAGCUGCGGAAGAAGCUGGCGCACGGCGCGAAGACGGCGACGGAACGCGCGGCGCCGAACGCGGUGACGGCGCCGUGCCCGCACCACGAACAGUGCGGAGGGUGCGCGUGGCAGCACGUGAAUUACGACGCGCAGGUGGGGCAUAAGCGGAAUCGGGUGGUGGACGUGCUGGCGAGAAUAUAUAAAGCGGGCGAGGACGCCGAGGCGAAAGUCGGCGCGUGCGUCGGCGCGGACGAGACGUCGAGGUAUAGGAAUAAAAUGGAGUUCGCGUUCGCGAGUGGAACGAGAGGAAAGACGGUCGUCGGGUUGCGACCGCGAGGGGCGAACGAUUCGGUGGUGGAUUUAAGCGGUGGAUGUCUGUUGCAGAGCGAGGAGGCGGAUCGCGUGUUGGCGGCGAUUCGGGAGACGCUGGAACGCGCGGACGGGCGCUUGGAGGCGUUCGAUCGCACGAGCGGCGAAGGCACCCUUAGAAGCGUGACGAUUCGCACGGCUGGUGGCGAGCGCGGCGGUGAGAAGGCUGUGAUGGUCGAUUUAGCGACGACGGCUUCGCCGAACGAACUGAAAACGGGACCGCUCGCGGGACUCAUCGACGUCGUCUCGAAGGUACCGGGCGUGGUGUCCGUGGUGCACACUUCCGGUGGCACGACGACGAAGGCUGGGUCAACUAAGAAAGUCGAGGCGGUGUUCGGCGAGAACAAAUUAGUCGAAACGCUCAACGGCAUCGACUUUGAACUUUCUUCGGCGUCCUUCUUUCAGACCAACACUGAGCAGGCUGCGAGAUUGGUGCGACAGGUUCGCGAGGCGUGCGCUUUCAGCGGCGAUAAGUCUGAGAUCGUGCUCGACCUGUUUUGCGGUGUCGGUACGAUGGGACUCAGCGUCGCGAGCGACUGCUCGCGAGUGAUGGGAUGGGAAGUCGUUCCAGAGGCGGUGAAAGACGCGAAACGCAACGCCGAGCUGAACAACAUCACGAACGCCAAAUUCUAUCGCGUUGAUUUGGCGAGAUUAAAUCCGUCCAAAGGCCCGAAAGGUCUUCUCACGACGCCGAAAGGCAAAGAGCUUCCCAUGCCGGACAUCGUCAUCACGGACCCGGCGAGGCCUGGUAUGGACUCCGCACUCAUCGCGAUCCUGCGCACAAUCGGUGCUCGGCGUAUCGUCUACGUGUCGUGUAAUCCCGCGACGCAAGCGCGAGACUUGCUACUUCUCACGGCGCCGUCGGAGGGCGCGGACGACGUCGCGUACGAGCUCAAAACCGUCACGCCCGUCGAUAUGUUUCCUCACACGACGCACGUCGAGUCCGUCGCCGUGCUCGAACGCAAAGCUUAG
This is a messenger RNA of Ostreococcus lucimarinus CCE9901, 1611 nucleotides long. RefSeq lists its product with no specific name. Gene Ontology annotation, biological process: RNA processing. Lineage: Eukaryota; Viridiplantae; Chlorophyta; Mamiellophyceae; Mamiellales; Bathycoccaceae. The transcript has 2 exons. The record is from RefSeq and is a predicted model, not a curated record. The coding region runs from base 1 to 1611 and encodes 536 amino acids.